Molecule: messenger RNA, 2021 nt
Organism: Orbicella faveolata
Lineage: Eukaryota; Metazoa; Cnidaria; Anthozoa; Scleractinia; Merulinidae
Molecular function (GO): Notch binding
Source: RefSeq, a predicted model, not a curated record
UUCAGUACAUGACUUAUGAGGAUUGUAUGAAGGAGACGUAUGAAUUGGCAGAAAAAUGCCGGGCAGAUUCAAGCCAGGCACAGCUCACAAUUGACAAUAAAAAUGUUUGUGAUGAAUAUGAAAAAAAGUUGAAAAGUCUAUGUUCCGCUCACUGUGCAAAAGCGUCGUGUCUUGAUUGUUUUGACAAAAUGGAAAAGAUGGUGGAAAACUGCCAACUAUUUGCCAAGAAGAUAAACUGUGGCCUUAAUGAUACAACCCAGGAAUGCGAGGAUACGAAGGUCUCUUUCACCAAAUACUGCAGUAGCAAGGAAUGCCAAGUCUGCAAAGAUCUCUACUGCCGCAACGGAGGCAAGUGCGCCGGAUCCAAUGCUGUGUGGUGCGCAUGUCAGCCAGGAUUCACAGGAGCUUUCUGUCAUAAAAGUAAAUGUGCGAAAAAGCCGUGUUUAAAUGGCGGAACAUGUAUUGGUGAAAACGUCUGUAAAUGUCCACCUCCUUAUUCCGGUGCUCAGUGUACAAGAAAAAGACUGGGAACCAAAGACAACCCGGCACCAAACGCACAAGCAAUUCUUGACGCCGGCGAUAGUGUAGGCAACGACAUGUACUGGAUCCAGCCCCCUGGUGAAACAGCCCCAGCUCAAACUUACUGCGACAUGAGCUUUGCUGGUGGAGCGUGGAUGCUGGGUAGUUAUGGUUACGUUCACACAACGGGAGUAAACUCCAACAACAAGGUCAUUCCUAAUAUGAAUAAUCCCUUUGGUUUCGCCUGGCUUCCCACCCAACGCAGCUCCUCUCAUGGCGUGAUUAGUUUGGCACACGGGGCGAUAAUGAUGGCAAAUAACGCUCGUUACAUGAUCAUGGCUGCCGGUAAUAACCCAGCCACGGGCGGUAUCAACCAAUAUGCAUACGUGUACCGUAUUUCCCUGGGGAAUAACCCUUACAACAUAACCUUUGCAAAUCAUAACCGCUAUAACGGCGGACAGCCGGGCCGUAUGCAUAUCGUUGAUUUUGUCGUUGAAGCGUUGAAAGGAGAAAGUGGCACGUACGUGAGAAAUGCCCUGGGGGAAGCACUGGGGGUGACAUGGACCGACUCUUAUCCCACCGGUUACGGUUUUAACGAUAAGACCACGCCUUCUGCAACCUUUACCAGGGGUCCCUUUUUCUCAAGUGUCCAUUCGGGUUCGGGACGAGGCCCCUGUUCUGGAUGUACCCCCACAAAUUACGAGCCUGAUGUAGUGGGAGGGUCCCCUUAUUACACACACCACGGAUGGUUUACUGCUAACGGCUGGGACAAAACUGGCCAAACCUCUAUCUGGUUUAAAUAAGGGUCUAUUUCCAGCGACUGCACAAGCAUCGUCUUAAGCUUUAGUGAGCUGAUGAACUUCACUGAACACCCAAGUGGACUCCAUGUGAAAGGGGUGGGGAUGCUCACUGAAAAUUUAUAGCUGUACUGAAACUAUCCACAGAGUACAUGGAAGUAAAAGAGAUUCAUGGGCAGGUAGAAACAAUGAUAUUCUCUCCUAAACACGUUAAGCACCCCUAAGCGAGACGAAGAACGUCGCCGCUUCUUGACAUGGUAGUCCCACUCCCCUGAUCGUCGUGUCUUGAUCUUAACAGUUACUUUUUAGUUGAUGUAAUGAGCCAAGCCUACUGAACAAACUCAAUAGAAAAAGGCAUCUUAUUGUCUUUGCAUUAAAAAAACACUUAACAGUAUGUUGUCAUCUGUCAGUUUAAUUUAGUUUAAUUAGUUUGAGUUAAGAAGGAUUCGUUUAGUUUUGAGUACAGCUAAUCAGUUCUAACCAAAUUCGCAGUUUGCAGUCUGAGCAAUUUAGAGAUACCACAUAUCACAGUAGAAAAUAAAAUAGAUAAGCACAUUGCCACUUAUAACGGCCUUUUGCUGCCAUCGUACAACACGGUAAGCUCCUCGGACGCUAAAUCGAAUUCCUACCUUGGUGAACAUUAUUAUAGAGCAAAUCAGCUUUCUUAGGUUGAGUUUAUAUCUUAGCAUUUUAAUGAGUCCUUAA